Colossoma macropomum (tambaqui) is the source of this 2165-nucleotide messenger RNA. RefSeq names its product v-ets avian erythroblastosis virus E26 oncogene homolog 1 (gene ets1). Gene Ontology annotation, biological process: cell differentiation; regulation of transcription by RNA polymerase II. The transcript has 8 exons. The record is from RefSeq and is a predicted model, not a curated record. Gene Ontology annotation, molecular function: sequence-specific DNA binding; DNA-binding transcription factor activity, RNA polymerase II-specific. Gene Ontology annotation, cellular component: nucleus. The coding region runs from base 292 to 1593 and encodes 433 amino acids. NCBI's taxonomy places the organism in Eukaryota, Metazoa, Chordata, Actinopteri, Characiformes, Serrasalmidae.
GAGGGAGGGAGAAAGAGAGAGAGAGAGAGAGAGAGGGGGAGAGAGAAGGAGAAAGAGAGAGAGUGAAAGAGAGAGAGAGAAAGAGAGGGAGAACGAAAGAGAACUUUGUAUGUGAGAAACAGGGCAUCAUUUUGGGGAGAAUUUGUAGAAAAAGGAGGAGAACCCGUCAGUGUUUCUUUCCCCCUCAGUAGGGCACGUUGAGCCGUUACCGGAGCUGAAGGAGGGAGCACGUGAACUGUAACAGUGUGUUUUGGAACUACAGUAGAGACGAAACACAUUGAAUGCGAGACCAUGACGGCAGCUGUCGAUAUGAAACCGACGUUAACUAUAAUAAAAGCUGAAAAAGUGGACGAUCUGGAAUGCGGGGACGUUCCCCUGCUGACUCCGGGGAGCAAAGAAAUGAUGUCACAGGCUCUGAAGGCCACCUUCAGCGGCUUCACCAAGGAGCAGCAGAGACUUGGCAUCCCUAAAGACCCCAGGCAGUGGACAGAGGGCCACGUGCGAGAAUGGCUGACAUGGACGGUAAACGAGUUCAGCCUGAAGAACGUGGACUUCCACAAGUUCUGCAUGAACGGAGCCAGCCUGUGUGCACUGGGCAAGGACCGCUUUCUGGACCUGGCGCCUGACUUUGUGGGGGAUAUCCUGUGGGAACAUUUAGAGAUGCUGCAGAAAGAAGACCCCAAGCAUUUCCCUGUCAACGGCCUGACCUCUAGUUUCCAGGAAUCUCGCUAUACCUCAGACUACUUUGUCAGUUAUGGCAUUGAACAUGCCCAGUGCGUGCCCCCCUCAGAGUACUCGGAGCCUGGCUUCAUCACAGAGUCCUACCAGACCCUUCACCCAAUCAGCUCAGAAGACCUGCUGUCGCUCAAAUACGAGAGCGAGUACUCCAACGUGAUUCUGCGGGACACGCCCCUCAACCCGCUGCAGGGGGAUUACUUCUCGAUGAAACAGGAAGUCGUGUCGCCCGACAACAUGUGUGUAGGGCGCAUCAGCAGAGGUAAGCUGGGAGGCCAGGAUUCAUUUGAGAGCACAGAAAGCUUUGAAAGUUGUGACCGUCUGACACAGUCGUGGAGCAGCCAGUCGUCAUUCAACAGUCUGCAGCGCGUGCCUUCCUACGACAGCUUCGACUCAGAGGACUAUCCCACAGCCCUGCACGGCCACAAGCACAAGGGCACCUUCAAGGACUACGUCCGGGAGCGCUCUGACCUCAGCAAGGACAAGCCAGUCAUCCCCGCUGCCGCCCUCGCCGGCUACACGGGUAGUGGACCCAUCCAGCUGUGGCAGUUUUUGCUGGAGCUCCUUACGGACAAAUCCUGCCAGUCGUUCAUCAGCUGGACAGGAGACGGCUGGGAGUUUAAACUCUCUGACCCCGAUGAGGUGGCACGAAGAUGGGGCAAGAGAAAGAACAAGCCCAAGAUGAACUACGAAAAGCUGAGCCGUGGCCUGCGUUACUACUACGACAAAAACAUCAUCCACAAGACGUCCGGCAAGCGUUACGUGUACCGCUUUGUGUGCGACUUGAAAAGCCUGCUGGGCUACACGCCCGAGGAGCUCCACGCCAUGCUGGACGUCAAGCCCGACACGGACGAGUGAAAAAAUAAAAAACAACAAAAAAAAAACUAACUGGGCGGACUUGGGGCACGAGAGACUUUUUUAAAAUUCCUCUGACGUCCUGGUAACCGUUGGGUGUCCAGUUUGGGUCCAGUCACAUCCUGUCUUAAUACCUAGUCGUGGUCCAGUUUUUUUUGUAUUUGAGCUCAUGACUGCAGCCGCCGCAAAAAGGAAGCAUUCCGAAACAAAACUUUUACCAAAGUUCCUUAGUCUGUAGUGUGAAUGUCUAUUGUAUCCAUAUGCAGCUCAGAACGGGAAGAAAAGAAAAAAAAAACUGGGAGUUUCGAGUAGAACCGCUGUUUUUUUUUGACCCAGCAGCACCAACAACAGACUGCUAGAGAGGGGGAGGGACCAGGGAAAGAAUGAAGGACUCGUUCCUAAAACGGACAUUGUAUGGAUGGGAAGUUCCUGUUAUUAAAUAAUGUUGCCAAAAUUAGAGAGAAAAGGAACUUCGCAGAAAUAUUUACUAUUAAGUUACUCACUGUCACUGUCCCUCCUUGCAUAAGGCACGGACAGAGUUCUCAGAUGGACCACAGAAUUUAACAACAACAAAA